CUUUGAUUAGCUUGUCCUUUGGAGGAGCAAUUGGGCUGAUGUUUUUGAUGCUUGGAUGUGCCCUUCCAAUAUACAACCAAUACUGGCCCCUCUUUGUCCUGUUUUUUUACGUCCUUUCACCUAUUCCAUACUGCAUAGCAAGAAGAUUAGUGGAUGACACAGAUGCUAUGAGUAAUGCUUGUAAGGAACUUGCAAUAUUUCUCACAACCGGCAUCGUUGUCUCUGCUUUUGGACUCCCCAUUGUAUUUGCCAGAGCACAUCUGAUUGAGUGGGGAGCUUGUGCACUUGUUCUCACAGGAAACACGGUCAUCUUCGCAACGAUACUAGGCUUUUUCUUGGUCUUCGGAAGCAAUGAUGAUUUCAGCUGGCAGCAGUGGUAAAAGGAAGUUACUGAACUAUUGUCAAAUGGACUUCUUGUCACCUGUUGACCACCCGUGCAUACAAGAAAUGGGGCAGUAAUGAUACAUGAUGUAGCAAGCCUCUUGGGGGUAUCCUAGGUGCUCCCUUGACACUUUUAUUGUACGCAUAUUUUUUUCACAGAGACUUGCUGGUGGAUUAAAAGGAUUUUCUGUCUUGGAAAAGCUUGAGUGAUUUCACACUUAUCUAUAGUAUGCUUUUUGUGGUGUCCUGCUGUAUUUAAAUAUUUGUAUGUUUUUCUUGUUUGGCUUUUUUUUUUUAAUCAAAUGCAAUGUUAAGUAUUUUUUAAAUGUGAUAACUAUUUGCAUUGGUUAGGAAUUCAGACUUCCUCUGCCUAUAUUACUGGGCUAAGGUAUUUUUUUCUUAGUUGAUCCUCAUUAUUAUAAAAAAUUUAAAAAGUAAGUUUUCAGGAUGAUAUUGCUCCCACUUUUAUGCAAACACGCAGACUAUUGGCAUACCUUAUAGACUAUCUACUCAAUGCAAAUAUAGCUGCAUUUAUACCUCAGAGGGGCCAAGUGUAAUGCCCAUGCCCUCCAUAAGGGUUGCUGGUUUUACUAUAGACUGAUGUUUUGUGAAUUGAAAAUUAUUUUGUGGCAUUGUUACAAAGGAGUGCUUUUCUUCUCAACUGUUAGAGGAAUUUAUGUUAAACUUUAAGGUAAGGAUGUAAAAACAGAUUUUUGAGAUGCCAUUAUUUAUGUUUAUUAUAGUCAAAGUAGAGUGAGUUGCAGUGUGGGGGAAAAAUGUUGAAAUUCCAUUGUUUGAAUGCUUUUUCUAUUUAUAAGUGAAAUUUUUGAUUGGCUUUUUGUGUUUUAUCUUGGGUAAAGUGGACAUACACGGAACUACUGAUGAGGGAAAGAGGCAUGUUUGCAUCAUAUAUACCAGAAAACCUUCCUCUGCUUCCUCCUUUUAACUUAUUUUGUACAUUGUAUAUAUUAAGUAAAAGAACUUUUCAAAUACAGUUUAAUAACACUUAGAAAUGUUUAACUCAUCUGGAAAAUAAUUGCUAUCCCAUACAUUAAGUGCCCCCCACUUCAUAAGGCCUUGCCAUGAUUAACAAGUGACUUGUUAGUCUUGCAAAUAAUCUGUGCGUUAACAAUUUAAGAUUUAGACCAUGAUAAGAGUAGUUCUUAUUCUUAGGUUAUAUCAUGUAAUUUUAAAGUACUUAAGACAUAUUUCCUGUAUUUGUUUGAUCCCAUGAUAAUAGAUCUGCUAUUUCCUUAUGAAAGACACUUAUCAUAUGAAUUAAUACAGAGUAGCCAAAUCUAGCUGUAUAGCAGCUUCAGGUACAGACUUGACCAAAAAAUUCCCAGUAACCAGGCAUGAUCAAAAUGUAGUGGCCAUUUACAUCUUAUGAUUAUCAGUACCUUUUUUAGGAGCUGGUUAUGAAAAUUUUCAAUUCGAUCUGACAGUAUUUUGUUAAGGAUAUUUGUAUGUCUCUUCAGAAUAUUUAUAUAAAAAUUGUUUUGCCUUCAGUCAAAACUAAGUAAUCAUGACAGGUGUCUUUUUUGUUUUAAGUUUAUUUCUCAAGAAAAUGGGAAUAAAUUCUGAGUUGUUCAGCGUUUUACUAAAGAUGCCUAAAGCGGCAGGUUUUUGUGUUUUUUGUUUCCUGACCCAACUUUUGUUUCUUUUGGCUAUAAGACGGGAAGCAGUGUGGAAUUUCUGCUUGUGGUUAUGGCAUUUGCCCAUUAGGCUGGAAAUGGCUUGCCAUGUAAUAAUGUUCUAGCCCUCAAGAGGAAGGUACUACAAGUGUGCAUGAAUUAGCUGGUGAUACAGUUGGAACUCUUUGUGCCUGUGGUCUGCUGGUUUUGUUUUGUUUUUUUUUUUUUUUAGAAAAUGCAUCCUCUGGUUCUUCCCAUUUUCUGUUCCUCUAGAAUGUCAGUGCAGUGCACUGCUUUUUAUUCACUUGGCCAUAGACUAUUUUUUUCAUAACACCUGCAUAUUCUUUCUGUAUACUAAUUGCAUUGGCAGCAUUGUGUCUUUGACCUUGCACACUAGCUUGACACACUUGCUGUCUCUGAUUUCUAGGCUAGUUACUUAAGAUAUGAAGUUUCCAUAGAAUAUGCACUGACACAACAUUGCCAUUCUUCUAUGGAAAGAAAACUUUUGAUGAUAAAAUAAUAAAGAUUUUAAAUUACG
Chinchilla lanigera (long-tailed chinchilla) is the source of this 2553-nucleotide messenger RNA. RefSeq names its product leptin receptor overlapping transcript-like 1 (gene Leprotl1). NCBI's taxonomy places the organism in Eukaryota, Metazoa, Chordata, Mammalia, Rodentia, Chinchillidae. Gene Ontology annotation, cellular component: endosome. Gene Ontology annotation, biological process: late endosome to vacuole transport via multivesicular body sorting pathway; negative regulation of growth hormone receptor signaling pathway. The record is from RefSeq and is a predicted model, not a curated record.